CGUAGCUGUGUCCCGUCCAACCGGUCUCCCGCAGCGGUGUCGACGACAAUCAACCCCCGACUUGGCAUGUCGUCCCGAGUCAAGAUGUAGCCCUGUCAUUGAGAUACAGGUGCGGUAAUGUAGGCCUGCAUAAUACGGGCGUUGAUACAUUGGCACAGAGGACAGGUGUACAUACUAGGACAACUCUUGGGUCCUUGGACAAUCACAACAACCGGUGCUUGGAGCUCUGCGACAACUUCAAGCGCUUGGAGCUCGGUGUGGGACAACGAUACAGUGUUUGGAGCUAGCUAUGCGAGGUAGACCGCCAUGGCGGCCACAGGAUGUCUCAAGCCAUGGUUCAUACUUUUCAACUGUAUAUUUUGGCUGAUCGGGUGUUUCCUGGUGGGGUACAUCUCGUGGACGCUGGCGACUAACCCUGCCCUGCUGACCGGCUUCCCACAGGGAACCACAUACUUCACCUACACGAUACUGGCAGCUGGGGCUUUUAUAUUUAUCACAGGGUUCCUCGGUUGUGUUGGAGGUUUGAAGGAACACAAAUGCCUCCUAAUAACAGUCAUAGUCCUGCUGUCGAUCUUCCUCGCCGUGGAGAUAGGGGGCGCUGUGGCCGCAUAUCUUCUAAGGGAUCAGCUUCAGGUUUACCGGAACUCCACUUGGCGGGACUUCAACACCGACACAAGGGACUUGAUACAGGCUGAGUUGCAGUGUUGUGGGCUGUACUCGUACACGGAGUACAAUGAAACAGUGAUGAGGAUCCCGCAUAGCUGCUUCUCAUCUCAGACCAAUACGUCGGACAUCUAUCUCAACACCGUUGGAUGUUGGGGUAAGAUCGACGAAUGGCUGUUCGCAAACACCGUGAUAUGGGCAUGUACAACGGCGGCUGUGGCUGUCGUCCAGCUGAUGUGUCUGAUCCUCGCCAUCGUGAUGCUGGUGAAAGUCGUCCGCUCACAGAAGGACCUGGUGCUGUGGGACGACUUCUACGACGUGAACUUUCUGCCAUGUAACAGCAACGCCGAGAAAGCCUUGCAAACAGCGGAUGGAAACUUUACCCUGAGUAGUUCCAGCAACUCAUUGAGUUCGCCGUUCAGCACGCUCAGUGUGGCGGGGUCCGCCCGGGCGGACAGUGCGAUUCGGAGACAACAAGAAAAACAUUUCUACCGCCGGAGCUGGACGUAUAUGAACUUUGAUGACCCCUGCACCCCUGGCACUAGUGUCACGUGAUCAUAUCUAGGUUAAUAUGUUUUGUAUGAUAGGUGUAUAUAUCAUAAUCACAAUAUCAAAACUAGACCGUUUCGCCAAAGCUUGUUAAGUGGCCUUUUGACUGACUCAUCUCCAGGUUCGUUGAAUGUUAUAAACAUGUGUGUCUAUGGUAUAUGAGUGCUUAUGAAUGAAUGAGUGUACGGUGGCCCAUAAGGGACAUGGAGUCUGUUUUUCAAUAUUUUGAUGUUUCACAUACCUUUAUCGUA
This is a messenger RNA of Haliotis rufescens (red abalone), 1463 nucleotides long. RefSeq names its product CD63 antigen-like. Bases 307 to 1218 code for a protein of 303 amino acids. The transcript has 9 exons. Gene Ontology annotation, cellular component: membrane. Lineage: Eukaryota; Metazoa; Mollusca; Gastropoda; Lepetellida; Haliotidae. The record is from RefSeq and is a predicted model, not a curated record.